CAAACACACACCGAGUUUUUCCUUUUUCUGCAAAGAACGAUGUGGCUCGUGAAGGGUUCUGUCUGAUUAAAUACUUUCGCUAAGCAGCUAACUGAAUGUUUUUCCCUUUGUAAAUACAUCGCUUCAGGAAAGUUUUAAAACAGUAAUUUUGAGCCAAAUUCAUGCAUUUUGAAUUUUUGGUUACUGAAAAGCAAUAGAAAGGCCUUCUUGCAAUAGGAUUUGAUUUCUUAAAAUAUUUGGAUAUGCUAUAAAAAUGGAAGAAUAUUAAAAUACAUCUUAUAUUAAUUUAUAAACUUACCAAGUCUUAAAGGUUUAUCUAUGCAGAUAUCACCUGCUUAGAAAAUCUAAUGCUGCAUUGGAAAUAUAAAGAAAAAGGAAUAAAUUCUUUGAAAUAAGAAGCAAAAAUUGCAAUUUGCAAAAUAUGCUCAAAGUUGUGUUUGGGAGAAAUUCUAAAGCUUUCUUACGUUCAUGUUUCAACCAAAAUGUUUCAUUUUCCAAUUUUAAGGGCACAGGUGGCAAUGCUAAAAUUCUUAGCAAUAUAGAAGGCUAUGGAAGCUGUCUGCUUCUGCUUGUUCCUUCACCAGUGACAUUCCCUGUUUGUGGCUUUCUGUGUCCUUAUUCUCAGCAAUUAGAAAAGUCACUUCAAUGCAAUUUUCAUACAGGCAGCAUUUAUUAUGAUCAGACAAAUGAUAAAACGUCUUUUUUUACUCAAGGAACCAAAAGUGAGGAAGAGAAGGAAGCAGCUAAAUCAUUAUCUCAGAAAAGGAAGGAGGAAAGACAAAAAAUGGAUUUAAGCAAAAAAUUUACAGACAGGAAUUUCAUCACUCCUUUGAGAGCAAUGAAUGAAUAUCUUUUAAAACCUAGUGAUCUUGAAUGCUUAAGAAAAACAACUAGAAGAAGCCCUUUUGAAGAUAAUCCUCCAAUACAAGUCUACUUACGCAGAGAUGUUGAACAGAAAGCCAUUGAAGUUUGGGGAAGUGAGGAAGCUUUGCAACGAGAACUUAAAAAACGCAAGGAGGAUGAAGAACAAUAUCGAAAUAAUAUAUUUCAUGUGAAGAAAAUAUUGAAAGAAUAUACUCGCUCCACAAUGCAUAAAGAAGAGCGUAAAAGGCAAGAAUUAAUCAUCAAAACUUCAGGACGAGUUGUGUUAACAGCUGUAGUAAUAAACGCCACAAAUUUUGCUCUAAAGGUCCUUGCUUGGCUUCAUACUGGUUCUCAUAGUAUGUUUGCUGAAGCUAUUCAUUCCUUGGCAGACACUGGGAAUCAGCUGAUAUUAUUUUAUGGAAUAAAGAAAUCUCUCCAGACUCCAACCCAGUACCAUCCGUAUGGGUAUCAUAAUAUGCGUUAUGUAGCAUCUCUUAUUAGUGGUGUUGGAGUAUUUUUUCUUGGCACUGGACUUUCAGUAUACCAUGGAAUCAAUGGGAUUUUGCAUCCUGAAACCAUGGAAUCUUUGUAUUGGGCUUAUGUUGUCUUAGGAGGUUCUUUAAUCUCUGAAGGAGGUACACUAGUUGUAGCAUUUAGGGAAACGUUAAGAGGAGCGAGACGAGAUGAAUUGACUUUUUUCCAGUAUGUUUUAAGAGGUAGAGAUCCCAGUGUGAAUGUUGUUCUAUUGGAGGACAUAGCUGCAGUGUUUGGGAUUUUUAUUGCUGCUGGAUGCAUGAGUUUGACAUCAUACACUGGAUUGCCUAUUUAUGAUGCUGCUGGCUCACUGGCUAUAGGCGGAGUACUAGGAGCAGUUGCUUCAUUUAUAAUUUAUACAAAUACAGCUGCUUUAGUUGGAAGAUCAAUUCCUGAAGAAAGAUUGCAAGAACUUAACAAAGAAAUGGAGAAUGAUGUGAUGAUUAGAGCCAUUCAUGAUGUAAAAGCAACUGAUAUGGGCAAUAAUUAUGUUCGUUACAAAGCAGAAAUUGAUAUUGAUGGAAGACAGCUUACUCGUUCUUAUUUAGACUCCCAGGAUUUGGAUACAUUGCUUGAGGAAAUGCAAAAAUUGAAAACCAUAGAAGAAGUUGAAGCAUUUUUUCUGAAACAUGGUGAAAGUAUUGUGGAUAUGUUAGGUGGUCAAAUCGAUAGAAUCGAAAUGAAUUUUAAGAAAAAGAAUCCAGAAAUCAGGCAUGUAGAUUUGGAAGUAUUAUAACUACUUACAUUGCGCAUUAGCUUUGAAAGUUGUAGAAAUUUGUAAAUAAUUGUAUUUAAACCAUGUAUUUUGUUUUUCAAUGUAAGGGUGCUAUUCUUACUGAACAAUAUAGAAGCACAGUACCUGUGAAGACACCAAUGCUUAUUUUUAAUUAUGAUUUGUACAAUUUAUGAAGUUAUUUGUAGAACUGUGUGUUCAAAGUGUAUCCUUAUUUUUAGUAAAUAAAUGAAUAUGCUUGAA
Argiope bruennichi is the source of this 2374-nucleotide messenger RNA. RefSeq names its product proton-coupled zinc antiporter SLC30A9, mitochondrial-like (gene ZnT49B). Gene Ontology annotation, biological process: transmembrane transport; zinc ion transport. The record is from RefSeq and is a predicted model, not a curated record. Gene Ontology annotation, cellular component: membrane. Gene Ontology annotation, molecular function: monoatomic cation transmembrane transporter activity. The transcript is spliced from 20 exons. The coding region runs from base 422 to 2134 and encodes 570 amino acids. NCBI's taxonomy places the organism in Eukaryota, Metazoa, Arthropoda, Arachnida, Araneae, Araneidae.